CAGAAACAUGUCCAAAGUUAUUGAAACCCAACUGCCAGUCGCUGCAACCCCAGUGGAAGCCUGUCCAGUCAAGCCAAAGCCAUGUUGUGUCUGUAAGGAUGAGAAAGCCGUCCGUGACGAGUGCUUGUUGUUCAACGGCCAGGAAAGCGGCAAGUGCGACUCCUUGAUUGAGAAAUAUAAGGUCUGUAUGAAGGGUUUCGGUUUUGAAACUCGUUAGACGAAAAGCGGAAAAGCCUGGGUUUGUUGGCACUUGAGAGGCCGCAAAAUGCUUUUAUGGUAAGUCUUGGAAGGUGUUGUAUAUAGUUCGUUUGAAUCUUUUGAGACUUUCUCAUUGUGCUAAUAGUUUAUGUCCUUCACAUU
Babjeviella inositovora NRRL Y-12698 is the source of this 360-nucleotide messenger RNA. It is a transcript of the gene COX17, whose product is annotated as copper metallochaperone. Gene Ontology annotation, molecular function: copper chaperone activity; copper ion binding. The record is from RefSeq and is a predicted model, not a curated record. The transcript has a single exon. Bases 8 to 217 code for a protein of 69 amino acids. Gene Ontology annotation, biological process: mitochondrial respiratory chain complex IV assembly. Gene Ontology annotation, cellular component: mitochondrial intermembrane space. NCBI's taxonomy places the organism in Eukaryota, Fungi, Ascomycota, Pichiomycetes, Serinales.